Molecule: messenger RNA, 6189 nt
Organism: Condylura cristata (star-nosed mole)
Lineage: Eukaryota; Metazoa; Chordata; Mammalia; Eulipotyphla; Talpidae
Gene: NEK10
Product: NIMA-related kinase 10
Exons: 38
Coding region: 137-3658 (1173 amino acids)
Biological process (GO): protein phosphorylation
Molecular function (GO): ATP binding; protein serine/threonine kinase activity
Source: RefSeq, a predicted model, not a curated record
GUGUCCUCUCCGGAUUGGGAGUCGCGGGUGGCAGCCUCUGAGACGAUGAGCAGGACGCUUUAGAGACUCACCUGAAGGAGGGACCCUCCCUCCGGCGCGGAAUGCCAUGUUAAUUCGGGGGCAUUGAUGUUUUACAAUGCCUGAUCAAGACAAAAAGGUGAAGACCACAGAAAAAUCAACUGAUAAGAAACAGCAAGGAAUCACUACCAGGGACUAUUCAGAUCUUAAAAGACUUCGCUGCCUUUUGAACGUUCAGUCAAGCAAACAGCAGCUUCCGGCCAUUAACUUCGAGAGCACCCCAAACAGCAUGACAAAGUCUGAGCCAGCCGUCAAGGUGGGCGGACACAGAGCUCGAGGUCAGUGGCACGAGUCCACCGAAGCUGUUGAACUUGAAAAUUUUAGUAUAAACUACAAGAAUGAGAGAAAUUUCAGCCAGCAUCCCCAGCAUAAACUCUUUCUGGAGAUCUUUACGGCCUUGGUGAAAAAUAGGCUCAUAUGCAGAGAGUGGGUGAAUCGAGCCCCAUCUAUUCACUUUCUGAGAGUGUUGAUCUGCCUGAGACUGUUAACGAGGGAUCCCUGUUACCAGGAAAUACUCCAUAGCUUGGGUGGUAUUGAAAACCUCGCUCAGUACAUGGAGAUUGUGGCCAACGAGUACCUGGGCUACGGAGACGAGCAGCAUAGUGUGGACAAGUUGGUCAACAUGACGUAUAUUUUUCAAAAACUUGCUGCUGUCAGAGACCAAAGAGAAUGGGUCACCACAAGUGGAGCCCACAAGACGUUAGUAAAUUUACUCGGGGCCCGAGACACUAACGUUCUGUUGGGCACUCUCCUGGCGCUGGCCAGUUUAGCUGAGAGUCCAGAAUGCAGGGAGAAGAUAAGUGAACUCAACAUUGUAGAAAAUCUCCUGAUGAUCUUACAUGAAUAUGACUUGCUUUCCAAAAGGCUGACAGCGGAGUUACUGCGCCUUCUUUGUGCCGAACCCCAGGUGAAAGAGCAGGUGAAGCUGUACGAGGGGAUCCCAGUGCUCCUCAGCCUGCUUCACUCUGACCACCUGAAGCUGCUCUGGAGCGUCGUCUGGAUUCUGGUGCAGGUUUGUGAGGACCCUGAGACCAGUGUGGAAAUCCGCAUUUGGGGAGGCAUCAAGCAACUUCUUCACAUUUUACGUGGUGACAGAAAUUUUGUUUCCGACCGUUCUUCCAUUGGGAGCCUGUCCAGUGCAAAUGCAGCAGGUCGGAUUCAGCAACUUCACUUGUCUGAAGAUUUAAGCCCUCGGGAAAUACAAGAAAAUACUUUCUCUCUUCAAGCAGCCUGCUGUGCAGCCCUCACAGAACUGGCGCUCAACGACACCAAUGCGCACCAGGUGGUCCAGGAGAAUGGUGUAUAUACAAUAGCAAAAUUAAUUUUACCAAACAAGCAAAAGAAUGCAGCAAAAACAAACCUAUUACAGUGUUACGCUUUCAGAGCCUUGAGGUUCCUCUUCAGUAUGGAAAGAAACAGACCGCUCUUUAAAAGGCUGUUCCCCACUGACUUAUUUGAGAUCUUCAUUGAUAUAGGACAUUAUGUUCGUGAUAUCGGUGCUUACCAAGAAUUGGUCUCAAAGUUGAAUUUAUUAGUGGAGGAUGAACUGAAGGAAAUUGCUGAAAACAUUGAAAGCAUUAAUCAGAAUAAAGCUCCUUCAAAAUAUAUCGGCAACUAUGCAAUUUUGGAUCAUCUUGGAAGUGGAGCGUUUGGCUGUGUUUACAAGGUUAGGAAGCGUAGUGGUCAAAAUCUCUUAGCAAUGAAAGAGGUCAACUUACACAACCCAGCAUUUGGAAAGGAUAAAAAAGACCGAGACAGCAGUGUGAAGAAUAUCGUUUCGGAAUUAACCAUAAUUAAAGAGCAGCUUUAUCACCCCAAUGUUGUACGCUAUUACAAAACAUUUCUAGAAAAUGAUCGAUUGUAUAUAGUUAUGGAACUUAUAGAAGGGGCCCCUCUUGGAGAGCAUUUCAGUUCUUUGAAGGAAAAACAGAAUCAUUUUACUGAAGAGAGAUUAUGGAAAAUAUUUAUACAGCUGUGCUUGGCUCUCCGGUACUUACACAAGGAGAAGAGGAUUGUCCACAGAGAUCUGACACCAAACAACGUCAUGUUGGGGGACAAGGACAAAGUGACCGUCACUGACUUUGGCCUGGCAAAGCAAAAACAAGAAAACAGUAAACUCACAUCUGUUGUUGGAACAAUCCUGUAUUCCUGCCCCGAGGUGCUGAAGAGCGAGCCAUACGGGGAGAAGGCUGAUGUCUGGGCAGCUGGCUGCAUCCUUUAUCAGAUGGCCACACUGAACCCGCCCUUCUACAGCACCAACAUGCUCUCCCUGGCCACAAAGAUAGUGGAGGCGGUCUAUGAACCAGUGCCAGAAGGCAUCUAUUCUGAGAAGGUGACAGAUACCAUCAGCAGAUGCCUGACCCCUGAUGCAGAAGCCCGUCCAGAUAUUGUAGAAGUCAGCUCCAUGAUAUCGGAUGUCAUGAUGAAGUAUUUAGACAGCUUGUCCACAUCCCAGCUGGCUUUGGAGAAAAAGCUGGAGCGGGAACGAAGACGCACACAGAGGUAUUUUAUGGAAGCCAACCGGAACGCAGUCACAUGUCACCAUGAGCUGGCUCUACUAUCGCAUGAGACCUUCGAGAAGGCAAGCCUGAGUAGCAGCAGCAGUGGUGCUGCCAGCCUGAAGAGCGAACUCUCAGAAAGCUCAGAGCUCCCUCCUGAAGGUUUCCAGGGACCCUGCGGGAAGGACGAAGACAGGGCCUGUGAGGAAAUCCUGUCAGAUGAUAACUUCAACGUUGGAAACAUUGAGAAAGAUAUAUAUUCAGAGCUGGAUGAUGAAUUGGACAUUUCUGAUAAUUGCAGCAGCUCCAGUUCAAGCCCUCUCAAGGAAUCAACUUUCAGCACUUUAAAGAGAAGUUUUAGUGCUUCAGGAGGAGAACGACAAUCCCAAACUAGAGACUUCACUGGAGGAAUAGGCUCAAGACCCAGACCAGCUUUGCUGCCUUUUGACCUGCUUCUGAAAGUGCCACCCCUCAGGCUCAGGGCCCACGUUAAGGAGCUAGAGGCCGAGUUAGUGACGGGGUGGCAGGCCCACAGCCUCCCCGCUGUGAUCCUCCGCAAUCUCAGAGAUCACGGGCCACAGAUGAGCACAUUCUUGUGGCAAGCAUCUGCAGGGAUUGCUGUGUCCCAGAGGAAAGUACGUCAGAUCAGCGAUCCUAUUCAGCAGAUCCUAAUUCAGCUGCACAAAAUCAUCUACAUCACACAGCUUCCUCCAGCUUUGCACCACAAUUUAAAACGAAGGGUGAUAGAGAGAUUCAAGAAGUCCCUCUUCAGUCAGCAGAGUAACCCUUGUAAUUUGAAAUCUGAAAUUAAAAAGCUGUCUCAAGGAUCUCCGGAACCGAUCGAGCCCAACUUUUUCACAGCAGAUUACCAUUCACUACGUCACUCAGCAGAUGGAAACAGCUUGUCCCCAAGUGACCCAGCAGGCUUACCCACCAGUUUUGAUUUGGAGGAGGGAAUCACAUAUGAACAGAUGCAGACUGUGAUUGAAGAAGUCCUAGAGGAAAGUGGUUAUUACAACUUUAUUUCGAACAGGUACCACUCGUAUCCAUGGGGAGCCAAGACUCACCCGACCAAGAGAUGAAAAUGCUGCAUUGUGAAUGGACCUGGUUUUCCCAGUGAAGUUCAAGUCUGGACUUCAGCCAGCGAUGCCCAAGGAUGGGGUGCUGCUAGAAGAGUGUGGAAGAGAAAAGACCACGAUGCCACUGUACCCACAGGACCUCUCUGGAGAGCUGGGUCUGGCUACUUGACAGCCGCAUUGCUUAGCAGCUCCACUCUAGAGCAUUAAGUAUAGGAUGAUGGGGGUCUCCGUGCGCUCCCGGGAGAGAAUGCUGCAGAAUUCAUCUGGGGAAGAAAACCCACUUCACAGACCUGUCCUCCAACUUAAAAAAAGCAAACACUUUGUCCUUUUUCAAAGGAAUAUGUUAUAUUUAGUCUGUAGAAACGAUGUUUAAAGGCAUUCAGCCUUCCAUGUAAAUAGUUGUAGAUAAAAAAGUUUAGGAUCCAUAAUAAUAAUAUAUGGGGUAAUUCACUGUAUCCCCCAAGUUUUUCUUUUCUUUUCUUUUUUUUUUUUUUCAUUUAAAAAGUAAUUCAAAAUAUGUGGUUGAAAUUUUUUGGUUUGUUUUAAUGAAAGGAUUGGUCCCACCUUAACCACUUGGGUGCUAGUGGUCUUGAACCAUGAUCCAGGGUAGACAGUAUUUGUAACCUUGCACAAACUCUGGGAAUAGCUGUCAAAUGGUCUGGUCACAUUUAAGUUAGACUGAUAUGGAAUAUUGAUGUAAAGUGUGUGUGUGUGUAUAUAUAUAUAUAUAUACAUAUAUAUAUGUACAUAAAUAUAUGAGGGACCAAUGAGGUUUUGAUUAGGCUAAUGCUUUGCUGCUAAUCAAACUUAAUAGUGUUUUUAGAGCACCUUGAAGAGUUUAUAGAAUCUAUGCAAGAGAUGCAAUAUUCCUUAAUCUAAAUCCCUCCUUACUAAAAUGACCUCUAUUGUUUCAAAAUUUUUAUUGUUUGGGAAUUGGAAAUGAAAAUAAGCCACAUAAUAAAAUAUGAUUUUCGUCUUUAUUCAUUGAGAUGUCCCUUAAAAAGAAAAAUCAGAAGCCAGUGUCCCAUUCUUAUGAAUGGAGAAUUUAUGAUGAAAAUUUUCUAGAUUUUUAAAGGGCUAAAAUCUGUUUAACUGACUUCUUAUUACUGGGGUGAUAUCAGGAAAUACCCUAAAUGCCAAAUUAGACUACACUUCUAACUUAAAGAACAUCCAGUUCUAUAUAAUUAGCACCUGCAAGCUGGAAGUAUGCUUUUUAUUUAUGUCUCACUGAGUCCUAUUAUCCUUAUUUACAUUAAUACAUUUUUAGCACGAUUGAAUAGAAUUUAGAUCAAUGUAUUUACAGUGGGUGAAACACAAUAACCUUUUGAAUGGUAUGGAAAAGUCUCCCAUUGUGAGUCCAUACAAUUUUUGCAACUAGUAUGUUUAAUAUUUAAAUAAUAUUCAAAUUCCCUUGAUCUAAUACCUUUGAGUCUUUGAAGAUUGCCAAUGAAUCUUUGUUUUUAAGCCAAAUUAAUGCUGACAACUGGACUGUAAGUUUUAAAAAAUGGAUGCAAACACAGUAAUGAAAAAUUUAGUUUCAGCUUUCAAACCAAUCCCAUCCAUUUGUGACGUUUACAUAUGAAAUCAAAAUGGUUGUAAUUUUGUUGAUUUACCCAGGUAAAAUUCUCUUCCCAUUCCCAGAUGAGUUUGAAUCUGCACUCUUAUGUUUAUAUCCUUUCAUCUGUGGAAUGAGCACCUUUCCUCAUUGUGUGGAAGGUAUAGGCCCAGCCGGUGCACACUUUAAUUGAGAUAAAGCCAUGGGUGGAAGUUUGAACAAUCAAGUUCUUUCUCAAAUGGCAACAUAUAGUAAAUAAAGUUUAGAAAAGAAUAAUAUUCAGAGAGAACACCUUGGUAUGUUUGAAGGGGUUUUCAAAUGCAGACAGUUGAUUUUAUUGACCAGAAAGCGAACUCCUGAGGACCAAACAAAUGUCAAUAUUAUUCUAGAAGUCAGGAAGGAUUAGCAAAAGGGAUGUCUUUUCAAUAGCACCUUUUGCCUCUGUGCUGGUAGAUGCAUUCUGUUGCCAAAAUAAUGAAUGUGUUCUACUUGAAAUCUCCUUUAAACUUCCAGUGGAAUGUUCACCCUCAGGGGAGUCAGGCACCAGCCAGGUGCCAUUUUGUUCAUGGAGUCACAUCCCAACUGUGAAGUUAACAUUUCAAAAGUCCUCACUGUCAGGUGUUCAGAGAACACUCCCUUCAUAAUAAAACUGGAUUGGUUGUUUUAUUUGAACUCUUCAAACUGCCUUUUAGUGCAAAGAAGUUGUUACUUGCACUUUAUUGACCUCAUAAUCUUUUUUUGAUUGCAUUUGAAGGUUGUCUCUUUUUCUUCCCCCUUUUUUUUCAGUAUAAUUAUAAAUUACUUGUUGUUCACAGAUCCUUGUGAACUCAUCUACUUCUCAGUCACAGGACAUGCAUGUGACAGAAUGUAAAUCAGUCUCUUAAGAUCACUUUUGAUACAUAAAUACUUCAGUGAAUUAUGUUUUGACCCACCAACUCUAUUGAAUAUGUCUACCUGAAACUUAAUAUGUUCUAAAGAU